CUAUUUUUCGUCUGGAGCUUAUAUGUGAAUCAUAUUUUUUGCCGCCGUUUCUCACGAACACACAAACUGAAUCAAAUUCUCCAGCUCUUCUACGCAAAAUCGAGCGCAUUGACAAUGGCGGAACGUGGUGGUGAGCGUGGUGUCGAACGUGGUGGUGAUCGCGGCGAUUUCGGACGUGGAUUCGGCGGUCGUGGCGGUGGAAGAGGUGGUCCGAGAGGCCGUGGUCGCCGUGCAGGUCGUGCUCCAGAAGAGGAGAAAUGGGUGCCAGUGACUAAGCUUGGUCGUCUCGUAAAGGAAGGUAAGAUCAAACAGCUUGAGCAGAUCUACCUCCAUUCUCUCCCAGUCAAGGAGUACCAGAUCAUAGAUUUACUUGUCGGUCCUUCAUUGAAAGACGAAGUGAUGAAAAUCAUGCCGGUUCAAAAACAAACCAGAGCCGGUCAGAGAACGAGAUUCAAGGCCUUCGUCGUCGUUGGAGAUAGUAACGGUCACGUUGGAUUAGGAGUGAAAUGCUCUAAGGAAGUUGCGACGGCGAUCAGAGGCGCGAUUAUUCUCGCGAAAUUGUCUGUGGUUCCGAUCCGAAGAGGUUAUUGGGGUAACAAGAUCGGAAAACCACACACGGUUCCGUGUAAAGUAACCGGGAAAUGUGGAUCUGUUACCGUACGUAUGGUUCCAGCUCCAAGAGGUUCUGGAAUUGUGGCGGCUAGAGUUCCUAAGAAGGUUCUUCAAUUCGCUGGAAUUGAUGAUGUAUUCACUUCUUCUAGAGGAUCCACGAAAACACUUGGAAACUUCGUUAAGGCAACAUUUGAUUGUCUUCAGAAGACUUACGGAUUCCUUACACCGGAAUUCUGGAAAGAGACGAGAUUCUCAAAAUCACCAUACCAAGAGCACACUGAUUACUUGCUUAUGCCUCCUGCCGCCAAGAUCAGGGAGGUUGUAAACAAAAGCGUAGACUCGGUCUCAACAAUGGGGACUCCAGAAUUUCCAGAUCUAGGGAAACACUGCUCCGUCGAUUAUUGCAAACAGAUCGAUUUCUUGCCCUUCACAUGCGAUCGCUGCCUUCAGGUGUUUUGUCUGGAUCAUCGUAGCUAUAUGAAACACGAUUGUCCAAAAGGAAACAGAGGAGAUGUCACUGUGGUUAUCUGUCCAUUAUGUGCUAAAGGAGUUCGAUUAAACCCUGACGAAGAUCCCAACAUUACCUGGGAGAAACAUGUUAAUACAGAUUGUGAUCCAUCUAACUACGAAAAAGCUGUCAAGAAGAAGAAAUGUCCUGUUCCAAGAUGCAGAGAACUCUUGACAUUCUCUAAUACUAUUAAAUGUCGAGAUUGCAGCAUUGAUCAUUGUUUGAAACAUCGGUUUGGACCUGAUCAUAGUUGUUCUGGACCCAAGAAGCCUGAAUCGAGUUUCUCAUUCAUGGGUUUCUUAGGUACUAACACAAAAGAAGCUCCUGCAUCAUCAUCUUCUUCUUCGAGAUGGUCUAGUCUUUUCGCUUCUGCGGAAGCAAGUAUUAGCAGACUCGGUAACGAUAUUAGCCAGAAGUUACAGUUUGCGAGUGGUAGUGAUGGUAAUGCAGAGAAAACGCAAGAGAGGAAUGGAAAACAGAAUUGUGGCAAAGUUACGGUUGAUGUUUGUCCCAAAUGUAGCAGAGGGUUUCGUGAUCCGGUGGAUCUAUUGAAGCAUAUCGAUAAAGACCAUCGUGGCACUUCUAAAGCCUAGAAGAAAAGAAGUGAAGUGAAGUGGUUUUAUAUUUGUGUGAUUGUAUCAUUCUUUGUAACACAGCCAUGUAAAGGAAGAAAAGAAACUCCAUAUUCUUUGAGCUCAGUUUUUGUUUUGUUAGCCAAUUCUGCAUUUCUUCUGUUAUGGAUUUUGUUCAACAUUGGGUCUCUUGUUCUUUUUGCCUCUUCAGGUCAAACUUACUCUGUUUUUGUUGAGACAAUUUUCUCACAAAUGUUAGUUAGCUCUAGAGUCCUUCCCUCUCAUAGCAUAAACGAGUUACAUUGUA
This is a messenger RNA of Arabidopsis arenosa, 1999 nucleotides long. The record is from the annotation of a GenBank genome assembly. Lineage: Eukaryota; Viridiplantae; Streptophyta; Magnoliopsida; Brassicales; Brassicaceae.